This is a messenger RNA of Lolium perenne, 1594 nucleotides long. The record is from RefSeq and is a predicted model, not a curated record. Lineage: Eukaryota; Viridiplantae; Streptophyta; Magnoliopsida; Poales; Poaceae.
GAGCUCCUUGGUUGAUGAUAUUUGUUAGGAAUAAGUUAGCGUCAUAUUUAGGCUAAGUGAGCAGUUAGGAUUGUGUUAGUAAUAACUGCCAGCAGUUGCCUUAUUCUAGCGUUGUCCAAACGCCAACUUCUCCGAAGGGUUGCUAUGCCUAUUCGGAAGGGACGCGUACUGUAACCAACAUUGUAAAAGACGCCUGUUCAGAUACUAUAUAAGGCCUGAACAGUACAUCAAUGAGAUCAUCCAUUUUCACUUCACACUCUCUCGCUUCUCUCGUUUCUUCACACGUUAUCAUGCACUUGUCUCUGCCAAAGCAAUAGGCAAUAGUAGAAGAACAGAGAAAGAAAAAUGGCUGGCAUCAAUAAGAAAGAAUUUGAAGAACUACAAGUUGAUGGAAGUAACUAUUUAUCAUGGGCCAUGGAUAUGAAAAUAAAUUUGACUGGACGUAACCUUGGCCCUUGCAUUGCCACACCCCCUGAAAAUGCUCCAGAAAUACCACAAGUGGUAAAGUAUGUGGCAUUGCAUUUCAUAAGGCACCACCUCCAUCCUGAUUUAAAAACUGAAUAUCUGAUGGAAGAGGACCCACUAGCUUUAUGGAACUCCCUAAAGGAGAGAUAUGACCAACAAAGAGCAGUAAUGUUGCCGGAAGCCCAGAGAGAAUGGUCUCUCAUAAGGUUCCAGGACUUUAAGUCUGUGGCUGCAUAUAAUUCUGCAGUGCAUAAGAUUAAUUCCAAACUGAGAUUUUGCAAUAAGCAAGUUUCAGACGAGGACUUAAUAGAGAAAACCUUAUGCACUUUCCACCCCUCGAUGAGGAUAUUGCAACAGCAGUAUCGUCAACAGAAAUACACAAAGUAUUCUGAGCUUAUAUACACAUUACUUCAGGCUGAGAAGCAUGAUGAACUUCUCAUGGAAAAUCACAAUGCUCGCCCAACGGGCGCCAUGCCAAUCCCUGAAGCACAUGCUAAUGCUCAUUUUACUAGUAAAUUUGGAAACCAUAAAAGGAACUUCCGAAAAUUUAAGGGAAAGUGGAAACUGAACAAUGGUCAAAAGACCAACGGUCCAUCUAAGGGGAAUGGUCAUUUCAAUAAAAAUAAUCAAAAUGACAACUCUCAAACUUGUCAAAGGUGUGGAUGUACGAAUCAUCGUACUAAUGAAUGCAGUAUGCCCGAACACCUCGUGGAACUAUACAUGAAGUAUGGCAAAGAAGUCAAACAAGUUUAUGGAAACAAAGCUGAAGCUCACUUCAACGACAUACAAGACAACUCUCAAGUUGGUCCAUCUCAAAGUUCUAUUGAAGAAUUCAAGCCAAAGGACGAUAUCAUCCUCGAUGAAGACAUGCUUGUGGACUACACCCAAGAUGUUUUUGGAGACCUCAAUUAAACUCCAUAAACACUUGAUGUCAUUUAGCCAUUAAAUUACUACAAAAUGUUAUAUUGUAUAACAAUAAGUAGAAUAAAGUCUAUCAGACUAUGUAAAAAGUCUAUCAGACUAUGUAUAUUGUAUUAUGUGAAUCAGACAUAAUACUGUAAUGUAUUUAUAUUUGAUAUUUGUAACAUAAAUACUAUGUUGAUGAAUAUGAAUAAAUAUAUAUUCUAUA